Messenger RNA from Parnassius apollo (apollo), 687 nucleotides. The record is from the annotation of a GenBank genome assembly. Lineage: Eukaryota; Metazoa; Arthropoda; Insecta; Lepidoptera; Papilionidae.
AUGUAUUCCGAUUCUUGCACUGGACAAAAUCGAAACAUUAAGACUACCCUUUCCCUUUUAAAGCUCGUACAAGACCCGGAUACUAGUAUAACCACCAUAGACCACAAGUUUUUAGUGUCCGGGCAUUCUUAUUUGCCUAAUGAUGGGGAAUUUGGGAUAAUUGAGAGCGCAAGUCGCCGUCAUGGACAAAUUUAUAGCCCGGAUCAAUGGAUUGAGAUCAUGAAAACAGCCAAACGCAAAGAACCACAUUUUGUUGUAACGGAAAUAAAAAAUUCCGAAUUUAAAAGCACUGCGGCAUUAGAAAAAUGUAUUACCAACAGAAAAAAAACAACCUGUGGUUACGACUUCAACUGGCUGAAUAUUAGAUGGCUGAGGUUUGAGAGGAAUCAUCCUUUACAAUUUCAAUUUAAAGAAACGCUCAACGCUGACAUGCCCUUCUACAAAGUAGAUCUAUCAAAAAAGCAACAAGGACGACCAGCUUACUUGUACAAUAUUCAACAAGGCCCACUCUAUCCUUCAGGAAGACCAGUCACUAUUGCUAAGAAGAAGGAUAUGCUUGAUCUUCUCUCAUACAUUCCACCAAUUUACCAUCAAUUUUACAAAAAUCUUACUGUAGACAUUCCAACACGGUCAAGCAUUCUUAAUGCUGAUGAACGUUCGUCUGAUGACGAAAUAACCUACGAUUAA